UACAUGACCUCGCGGACGUUUAGCUGAGGUUCUCCCCGUGUUGUCUGCCUGUCACCGGUAGCAGUACUGAGCCUGUCAGGCGUGACAUAUCGUCCACUCCCGGUGUAAAUCAACCUGUCCGGCCGGUAGUGUCUUGUGCCUGCACCGACGUCUGCACACAAAUUCGGAAUAAUUCUCGUGCUGCAUUUCUGACGGAAGAUCGUUCGGAGAAACACACAUACAGUGCGGGUCUCUUGGUGGGCACCUAAAGUGUGUUCAAGCAAGCAGUCUAUCUCAGUCAGUCAGGCGUUUGUUCAGACGAAAUCCGACACCGUGAAAAUGUCGCUACCGCAAGUCGUGCACUCGUUCUACAACCGUCUGUCCGAGUUUCUGUCCACAUGGGUGCAGUUCAAGUGGAUCCCGGAGCGGCUACAUCGCAUGGUACUGCAGUUCGCUCUGAAAGCGCUAGGGGAGAGAACAUGGCAACACCAGGACACCCUCCCUCCCCUGCCCGUCCCAGACUUGCAACAUACCAUGGACAGGUAUCUGGAAUCAGUGAAACCUCACGUGACCGCGGAGGAAUACAAGCAGACGGAGGAGGUGGUGCGGCAGUUCCUAGACGGGGACGGGCCGGAACUUCACAGACAGCUUCUGGACCGCGCGUCCACCCGCAAGAACUGGCUUGAAGACUGGUGGCUGGAGUUCGCGUACCUCCGGUUCCGGAAGCCUUUACCGCUGAACCUGAACAUGGCAGGGUCCGGGCCGUACUUCGAGCACGGCUGGCCGCCUCAGGAGGGCACCACCGCUGAGAGAGGGGCGCUCUUCGUGUACCACCUCCUGCAGUUCUGGAAACUACUCAGGACGGAGCAGCUGCCGGUUGACCGGCUAGCCCGAGGCGGGACCAUCCUGGACAUGGACCAGUUCCGCCGGUUCUUCUGUACCACCCGCGUGCCUGGUCAGGACAUCGAUAGGCUGGUCACCGCCUUCAAAUCUGUGUCAGAGGGGCCCUGUCCGACUUACAUGACGUUCCUCCACAAUGAUCGCAUCUUCAAGAUCGAAGUCAUCGGAGACAACGACGAACCGAUCACACCUCCGGAGAUCCAAGAACAAUUGGAAGCUGCCAUGAGGAUGGCAGAAUGUGAACCCGGUCCAGGAGUAUCUGUUCUAACGGCUGCGGAAAGGGACCAGUGGGCAAAGCUAAGAGAAAGGCUGAUUGAAUUGGACGAUGCCAACGCCUACAACCUUGACGUUAUCGAGCAGAGCCUGGUCUGCUUCAGUUUUGACGACGCCUUCCCGACCAAUCACGGCGAGAACUUUGCGGAGUCGCUGGCUGGUUGCGUGCGGAACCGGUGGUUCGACAAGUGUGUCAGCGUCCUGAGUUUCCGGAGCGGCACCAUAGCGACCAAUAACGAUCACACCCCCUGUGAUGGUAUGGUGCACAUCCACUGUGCCUACUACAUCGACUGUCAGCUGAAACAGAACGACUGCACGUGGAAGGGGCAUGUCCCAGACCGGAAGCUGCCUCCGCCCGAGGAACUUGUCUUCACCGUGGACGAUGAAAUCCAAAAGGCCGUGAAACACACUGAACAACAGUAUAACAGCCAGGCAUGUGACCUGGAAGUCAUCUGUCCCAACUUCACCGACUACGGCAAAAAGUUUGUCCGGAGUUUCAACCUCCACCCUGACUCGUACGUACAGUGUGCGCUGCAGCUGGCAUACUACAGAAUCCAUGGAAGACCAGCCCCGGCGUAUGAGACAGGCAUGACUCGGCAGUUCUACCACGGGCGCACCGAGACGGUCCGGUCCUGUACCCCCGAGGUGGUGGAGUGGUGCAAGGCCAUGGCUGAGGAGAAAACCACGGUUGAAGAGAAAAAGUGCCUGAUGGUUCGAGCGCUGAAGAAACACGUGGAACUGAUGGAGGAAGCAAAGAGCGGCAAUGAUAGUGUAGCAUUCUAUAGAUGUUUGAUUCAUAUAUCUUUCUUGCUUCCAUUGGUGGUGAUUCUUUUUUUUUUUUUUUUACGAACUGUUUAUUUUAGCGGUGGUGGGGGUAACUUUGUGCUGUCUACCAGUCUUGUUGGGUAUACCCCCUGUUCAGGGGCGUGUGUGCCCAUGGUGCCUCAUGGCUACGCCUCCAUCUACAAGAUUGAAGCACAGAGAUUUACCAUUGCGAUGACCGCGUGGAAGAGCGACCCCGAGACUAGUGUCGAGAAGCUGUACUGCAGCCUACGUCAGGCCUUCACAGAUAUGAAGGAACUGCUCACCACGCCUUCAAACGUUAACAACUGAUGGAGAUAGACGUAUAUGUAGCAUGUGGUAACACAUAUAUUUACCUCUUGUGGAGGUAUUCGGUAUAGUAAUCUAAUAUUCAAACUUACAUGUAUUGUCUCUUUUUUUUACUUUUAUCUAACACAAAAGGAUAGAUGAAUAUUCGAUCCUUUCAAUCGGCCAUCAUCAGGAAUUAAAAAAAAAACUUCAAGAGUGUAUAUCGUUCCAACCAAAAAUGAUAUUUCAUUUUGACAAUGCUCUUUAUUUAGUUUCUCUAAUUGGGCCAGUUAGUGACCUUAUUGGUUGAGUCGAGUUUUGUCUCGAGCAUUGUGAUUGGUGUUUCUGACUUAGGGACUAACAGAUGCCGUACAAGUACUAUAUUCACGUAACCCGCAAAACCUAAAGUUGCCUUCCGGUGUUGUUACGUGGUGACUAUUGAUAUUUAAAAAAGAUAGAACAUGGUUGAGGAAAAGAUUUUGAAAAAAUGCUACUUAUAUGUGCCCUAUGCAGUUAACUCUAUACAUAUCUAGCAAAUAUAUAUAAUAGCCUUAUAUGCUUACGGAAACGGGAAUCUAUAUAUGUCAAUACUACCUGGAACAGAGACAGGUAGUGGAAGGUUAUUGCAACGUCCGGUGACUGACUAUGAGCAGAUUGACUAUGAAAAAAUUUCGAAAAAUGCUACAUUGUACUUAUGUGCCCUAUGUAGUUAACUAUAUACAUAUCUUGCAAAUGUAUAUAAUAGCAAGUUAUAUCUAUGUCAAUACUAUCUACAACAGAGUCAGGCAGUGGUAGGUAACCGGUAUUGCAACGUCCGGUAACUGCGACUAUAAGCAGUUUUCGAAUUCCCGGUGACUGACUAUAAGCAGUUUUCGAAUUCCCGGUGACUGACUAUAAGCAGUUUUCAAACUCUCUUCAAUCUUAUGACGUAAUCUACUCACUACUAGUUGUGGACGAUACAUUUUGUAAUUACGUCACAAAGAUUAUGUUAUACUGGGCCAAAUGCUACAUGUUAUAUUGAUACUUAAUAGAUAGAAAAUAUCACUAGUACAGUAUUUACAGUAUAUAUACAGUAUAUAAAAUUGACACAAGAUACACAACUAUAUACACACAGAGAUAAAGUGUACUUAUGUAUCAGUAAGCAAAUAAUGACGUAAUCAUCUCAC
Molecule: messenger RNA, 3407 nt
Organism: Branchiostoma belcheri (Belcher's lancelet)
Lineage: Eukaryota; Metazoa; Chordata; Leptocardii; Amphioxiformes; Branchiostomatidae
Product: peroxisomal carnitine O-octanoyltransferase-like
Exons: 18
Coding region: 319-2265 (648 amino acids)
Cellular component (GO): peroxisome
Molecular function (GO): carnitine O-octanoyltransferase activity
Source: RefSeq, a predicted model, not a curated record